CAAUCCUGUUUUUCCCUAAAUUUCCCAAAGGCCAAGGUGAUGUUGACAAAUUGCUUGUUUUGUUCAUUCAACAGCAUUAAAAAAAAAAACAUAUUACAUUUCCUACCUUAGAAGACCAGCAGGUCACCUUUCAUUCAGCCUUAAUUAGUAUGAACUGAUCUGGGACAGAGCCAGCAAAUGAAAAGCAGAUUGCCAGAAGCUUGAAAAAAAAAGCCACACCUGGUUCCAGUUUAUGUGAUUGCUGCUAGUGAAGCUCCCACUGCAUACGAUGAUGUGGCUCUGGGGCAAAUGAAGGAGCAUUCAGUAGAUAAACACAUCAACAUUUACUACUUGCUCAGGAAUUUCAAACAAAGAGUCCUGGUGGCAGCCUUGUGUGAGAGAACAGUUCCAGACUGAAGCGUUAUGGCUCAAUUUGACGCCACGGAUGAAAACAGCCACUGUUUGAGCAGCAGCACUAUCGCUAAUCUAUACUCCUGCUUUGGAGAUAGUCAUCCAGUGAAUCAUUUGAUUUCACAAAUACAAACCAUGUGGACAAGAGAGGCGCUUUCUUUAGAGUUUUCUCUGGAAUCCAGUAGCGCUCAGGACAGUGGAGGCCUUGGUGAGAGCAGUGACUCCCCGAACCAGCUGGAGGACUGCAGUUCUUCCACAGACAUGUCUUCAGCUCUCCGGUCAGUAGCUUUAAUGCGCACAUUGGAUUUGAAAGAAAUGCAAUGUGCACAUGGGCCAAAGCUGUUCUCAGUAGUUGAGGAGGACAAUCAAACUUUUUCUCCAUUAGAUGAUCAGGAUAAAAGUACAGAAGGGGCAGCAGAUCCAAGUGAGGAGGAAGGACUGAGUGAAUUAUUCCAGUCAAAGUUCAUUAAUUUUUUUCCACUGUAUCAGGACUACUUUCUGCAGCCGAUGAAAGAUGAUCUGCACAGACUGAGCAAGAGUUUUGUGUCUGAACUGCUAACGCCCCAAUGUCUGCCGGGUUUGCAGUCCCAACUCGUUGCUAAAUGCCGCUCUGAGCCCACAUCCCAUCAGUUAAACCCUCCUGAAGCGACUCCGUCCUCACCUCUACCUCGCCCUGUCAGGGUGACUCCAUGUACCCUUUGGCAAGAUCUAGAAGAGGUGAAGGCAUCUGGUCUUCUCAGCAGCUUGACAAACAGAGAGAUUCGCCUUCAGGAGUCCAUGUUUGAGUUAAUCGGCUCUGAAGCGUCUUAUCUCAGGAGCCUCGGAGUUGCUGUCAAUCAUUUCUACUCAUCGAAGGCACUGAAACAGACACUGAAUCAAAUGGAGCAUCACGUUUUGUUUUCCAACAUCCGUCGCGUGAUGGCAGCCAGUGAAAAGUUUCUUAUAGAUCUGGAAACACGACUGGGAGAGAGUGUGUUAAUAUCUCAGGUUGGAGACGUUGUGCUGCAGCACUGCUCCAAGUUUCGCAGCCUCUAUGUGCCUUAUGUGACUAACAUGAUGUACCAAGAGACUCUUGUCAACCAGCUGCUGCAGCAGAACAGAGACUUUUUGUGUUCAAUCAAGAAGCUUGAGAGUGACCCAGUGUGUCAGAGACAGAGCCUGAAGUCAUUCCUUGUCCUUCCCUUUCAGAGAAUUACUCGUAUAAAACUCAUCCUUGAGAGCAUCCUGAAGCUGACUGAACCAGACUCUGACUCAAUUUCAAAUCUUGAAAAAGCAAUUGAAGCGAUCCAUGAGGCCAUCGUUUGCUCUGACCAGAUAGUGACAGAGUGUGACAAGGGGGUCCAAAAAAUGAAACGAAUUGAGGAACUGGUUUGCCUGGAAAUGCUGCUGGACUUUGACAAAGUUAAGUCAGUCCCUCUGGUUGUAAGCGGGCGUUUCCUGGUGCACCAGGGUCCCAUUAGACAGCUGACUGUGGAGGCCACUUACACCUCAAGAGUGUCAUUGAACAGCAUCUACCUCCACCUCUUCAAUGACCUUUUGAUCAUCUCCUCGAAAAAGGCUCCGAGGUUCACAGUUAUGGAUCAUGCUGCAUUCCCCUCACAUGUGCACGUUGAGCAUCUGAAGACUGAGGUCCUGGGUUUACCCCCAGACUCCUUCCUGCUGCAUCUCUCCCAGAGUCACACCGGACAACCGACUGCCAUGAUUCUUGUUGCGUACACAAGGUCAGAUAAAGAGGAGUGGAUGAAGGCGCUGUCAUCUAAACAGUGAUGGAAAUAUGAUUGUGCAAUUUUGAUUUUAUAUAAAACAAUCUAAGGUAGUUUUUAACUUGCAAAUUACUUAUACAGUUUAAUAAUAGAAAGAUUUAUAUAAACUUUACUGCACUUAUUAAUUUUGAUAAUGGCACUCUAGAGCACAAUGCAACACAAUAGGGAUUCCCACAUGCACUGAAUUUGUCACAAUAAACACACACAACAUAUUGGGGGAAGAUUUUUUUGAAAUA
Anoplopoma fimbria (sablefish) is the source of this 2389-nucleotide messenger RNA. Its product is annotated as rho guanine nucleotide exchange factor 19. NCBI's taxonomy places the organism in Eukaryota, Metazoa, Chordata, Actinopteri, Perciformes, Anoplopomatidae. The record is from RefSeq and is a predicted model, not a curated record. Gene Ontology annotation, molecular function: guanyl-nucleotide exchange factor activity. Gene Ontology annotation, cellular component: nucleus; cytoplasm. Gene Ontology annotation, biological process: activation of GTPase activity. The transcript has 12 exons. Bases 403 to 2157 code for a protein of 584 amino acids.